Molecule: messenger RNA, 1394 nt
Organism: Photinus pyralis (common eastern firefly)
Lineage: Eukaryota; Metazoa; Arthropoda; Insecta; Coleoptera; Lampyridae
Product: far upstream element-binding protein 2-like
Exons: 8
Coding region: 587-1240 (217 amino acids)
Biological process (GO): regulation of DNA-templated transcription
Molecular function (GO): nucleic acid binding
Source: RefSeq, a predicted model, not a curated record
AAGAAAGUAACUAUUCGUGUGUGUUUAUAAAUUACAGUUCUUUGGUGUAAAAUGGAAAAUACACGCUAAAUGUCACCUCCUUGGUAGCGAUCAGACCUUCUUUGGCGACAUGGAUUUUGCUGUGAGAGUGAAUCUGUAAACAGCCCGUCAACGGAUUGAAGAAUUAAUUGACAGUGUAUGUAGACGCGAAGAAGGUGGGAAUCGUGGGAGAGGACGAGACAGAUUUGAUAAUCGUGGUAACCGCAAUGGAAAUCAAGAAUAUGGAGGAGGGGGCGGCGGUGGAUGGGGCGAAGAGAGGCGCUCUCAACAGCAGCCACCUCAAGAAGUCACUUUUAUUGUGCCCAGCUCAAAAUGUGGCGUUAUAAUAGGAAGAGGGGGCGAAACGAUAAAGCAGAUCAAUCAGCAAUCUGGGGCACAUUGCGAGUUGGAUAGAAGGUCUCAAAACCAACAGGAGAAGACCUUCAUCAUACGAGGCGAUCCGGAUCAAAUUGAGACAGCUAAGCGGAUCAUAAGCGAAAAAGUACAAAUACCCCUGAAUUUCGUUUCUGCAGGAGUGAGUAACAAUCUACCUACUGCGUACCCUGGAAUGGCGCCACAAAAUUAUCCACCACAAAAUUGGGGAGCGCCGGCUUUUCAACAGCAGUGGGGAGUCCAAUCUGUGGGAAACGAAAAUCCUCCGCAAACGUCCACUUCUGUGCAAUUGAAUCCGGUAACUGGUCAACCAGAUUAUUCACUUCAAUGGGCAGAGUAUUAUAGAUCCUUGGGAAUGCUCAGGGAAGCUGAAGUAAUCGAACAGCAGGCAAAAACUAAAGGAGUAACAGCAGCCACAUCUCAACCUGCACCAGCCCCUGUUGUUCCCGCAGUGACUGCAGCCGUUCCUAAUCAAGUUACAUCGAAUUCGAAUGGUUCUCAGCCAGACUACAGUGCCCAGUGGGCCGAGUAUUACAGAAGCUUAGGCAAACAUAAAGAAGCAGAAGCAAUAGAAUCGCAAAUGAAAGCUAAGGCUGCUGGUGCACCACCCUCACAACAAAUGCAAACAGCUCCAUCUGCCGUUCCCAAUGCUACCGGACAGGCUCCACCAGGAAAUGUCUACCAACAAAACUAUGGUGGUUAUCAAGCUGCCGGAGGGUAUUAUGGGGGUCAAACACAAAAUACAAACCCCCCACCUACGAUGCCACAAGGACAAUACACCUUCUCAGGUUACGGUUAUCCACAAUCGAAUAGCGGACAAGACAAUUGAAUAUGAUCAAUGCAUCAUAUGAUUAAUUACAGAUUUUAGCAGAUACCGGAUGUGAAUUGUGAACAGCAUAUGUGGAGUUAAUUCAUGUACUAGUAUUAAGAGUUUUAUUUAAUAGAUUAUUGAAAUCUAAAUAAUAAGUUCUGUAACUAUGGUA